Molecule: messenger RNA, 498 nt
Organism: Cetraspora pellucida
Lineage: Eukaryota; Fungi; Glomeromycota; Glomeromycetes; Diversisporales; Gigasporaceae
Source: the annotation of a GenBank genome assembly
AUGACAAUUGAACCCGAAUUAAACUCGCUUAUCAAAUCAGUCUAUUGUAAUAUCUUCAUUAAAAAUAUAUGCACUGACCAAUAUCUAAAAGAUCGAAUAAUACUCUCUUCUCAUAAUACUGAUGUCAAUGAUAUCAACAUUACUAUUCUUAACUCUUUUCCUAGAAACCAAAAAAUAUACUUGAGCUUAGACAAAAUAGUUUUUGAAAACAAUAACAACUUUAACAAUCUUUAUCCUAGUGAAUUUCUAAACUCUCUUAAACCUGCUGGAAUGCCACCUUCAUCACUCACACUUAAAAUUGGAUGUCCUAUAAUACUUUUGCGAAAUCUAGCACCUUAUCAAGAUCUCUGCAACAGUUCUAGAUUAAUUGUAACAAGACUUAAUGAUUAUGUAAUCGAGGCCCACAUUUUGACUGAAGACCAUGCUGGCAAUCUAACUUUUAUUCCUCGUAUAUCUCUUAUGACUUCAACUUCUGAACUUCUGUUUAAGCUUAAGUGA